CAGUCACCGGGAUCGGGCGAUCGGGCGACUUGCGCUGAGUUUUACCGUUUACCACAUGUUAAUUAAUUAAAAAUAGCGUUAUCAUUAUUAAAAUCGCUAAUCGAAGGCAUUUUCGUGAGCAGAUAAUCCUGGAUCUGCUGAAAUAUAAAUGAACGGGCUGCUGUAGGCAAGAUCCCGAGUUACGUCACGGCUUGUCGCGACCGUGUAUCGUCCUGCAUUUCUCUGUCGCCUGUUUAUUCUUUAACACCUUGCACCACCGUAUUUGCCUCGUGUACUUUAUGCACAUUAAACGUAACGUACGCGGCGGCUGGUAUUAACUCUAGCUCAACGAAUUCUACGCAUAAAGUAUAACCUAGAAGUUUUAUAUCGAAUUAUCGUUGACGCAACAGCCUGUUGUCAACCUCCCUUCGUCAAGACGCGCAGGUUUCAACUUAGCUACUCCCUGGAGUCGUUCGUAUUUCGACGUCGAGGUGUGUACUAAAAAUUAGCCAAAAUUCCGGUCCCCACAAGAAAACGAGAAGGCGCCCAGCACACAGGCGGCAGGAACCAACCUACUGACGAAGAACCAUCGUCGGCUAGCAAAAUGAAUAAUAAGAGAAAGAACCGUACAAAUCCAACCAGGUCCCCGCGGGCUCGGGGCCCGCCUGAGAGAUCCAUUACUGCGGAAGGGGUAUACAACAAUGCUCACUUUAUGCAUGCCAUAACUAGCCAUGUUGGUAACAUUGUACAGGUUCAAACUCAAAAUGGCUCCGUGUACGAAGGUGUAUUCCGCACAUUCUCCAGUCAGUUUGAUGUUGUUUUAGAAAUGGCACAUCGCAUUGAUAUUGGUGGAAAAAUUAUAGUAGACAGUGUAGUGGAGAAAUUGAUUUUUAAACCUCAAGACAUUAUUACCAUGUCUGCUAAGGAUGUGGACUUGGAUUAUGCAAUUAGAGAUACUUUCCAAACAGAUACUGCCAUUAGCAAAUUCAACGGCAUGAUAGGCGAAAAAGAGUUGGAACCCUGGGAAGCACCUUCUGCCAUAAACGGAGAUGACUUAGAAUUAGAUGGGGCUGCGAAUGGAUGGGAUGUCGAUGAAAUGUUUCGUAAAAAUGAGCAGAUAUACGGUGUGCAAUCAACAUUUGAACCGUCGCUGGCAGGUUAUACUCUCCAACUGCAACGCAAAGAUACCAAAGAAUUCAAGGAUCAGGAGCAAAAGGCAGCUGAGAUUGCUAAUGAAAUCGAAGCUCAACCAAACCAUAAAGCUCGAUUAGAUCUUGAAAACGGCGAUGAAGAGGAAAGAUUUGCAUCCGUGGUAAGGCCCAACGAAGGCAAAUACGUACCGCCUCCAAAGAGGAAAAAUGGAAACGCAGGAAAGCUCAUGCGUUCUACACCACCGCCCCCGUCGCCAGGGGCUGCAACUAACAAAACUGUAUAUACGCAACCACCGCCUACAGCCGUUGGUGUGAACAUUGCUCAAACAACAAACAUUCCAGUGGGAAUCCAAACGACCCACACUCAAGUACCACAUCCGGUUCCUAUAAAUAUGGCCAUACCAACUAGUAGGAUUGUUGUCACAUACAAUACUCCGCCACCAUUUGUACCACCUUCUACAACGCAGACUUUACCGCCAGUCGCUGCUGUUCAAGUGAUGCCACCAGCACAACCGCAGCCGUCCGUUGUGCCUGCCAUUCCUCAGCAAGUGGCUAUUACUCAGCAGCAGCAGCAGCAACAGCAACAACAACAACAACAACAACAACAACAACAGCAACAACAACAACAACAACAACAGCAGCAGCAGCAGCAGCAGCAGCAGCAGCAGCAACCUUCAAAUAAGAUAAACUCAGAGAAACGUGACAGACCUGGAAGACAACAAGUUUAUCAGGCUGAUAAAGCUCCUCCAGCUCCAUUUCCACAACCUAACAUUACCCUUUCACAUCCACAGCAUUCACCACUAACACAACAGAACUCGGUCGAAGGUCAGCGUUGUGAAAUACUGCAACAAAAAUCAGAACAUAGAAAGGUACCUACUCCUCGUGGGAGAGAAGAACAACACUCGGAGCUGAGACAAUUUGCAACAGACUUUAAAUUGCCCGAACCCUCUGUCCAAGAGCCAUCACCUCAUUCUAGGAAGCAACAUCAGCAGGAGCAAAUACAGCAACAACCAGCUCAAGCACAGCAUCAUCAACAAAGUCAUCAGCAAUCGCACUCUCAAUCUCCUCAUCAGCAGCCACAACAGCAACAGCAACAGCAGCAGCAACAUUCAUUACCACAUCCACAACAUCAACAACCAACAGAGGAACCCGUUGUUACCAGUAAACCACCUCCGGGACCACAACCUGUGCGAUCAAAUAGUCCUCCUCCUCUGCAACUGCAGCCACCACAACAAAUCCAACAACAAACUACAUCUCCCACGCAACAACCAGAACCUGCAGUUGAAAAAAUCACUACAGCCUUCAAGAAAUCUACAUUAAAUCCAAACGCUAAAGAAUUUAAUCCAAAUGCAAAACCGUUUACACCUCGCUCGCCAAGUACUCCUACACCUAGCCGACCACAUACACCUCAAACUCCUCAGUAUACCGGCGCUACAAUGCAAACAGUCGUCAUGCCUGCAACAGCAUAUGUUAUGACUAGUCAACCCCCAACUGCAUUCACUCAGCAACAAGCUCAACCUGCGGCUAGAUUCCGGAAGGGUCAGUAUCUAGUCCCAAUGAUACCACAUCGUGGUCCAGAUAUUGCAUCACAGAUGCAGGUUGCAGCUGCCACUGGUCAACCGUUACUCGCACCUGCCCCGCUGCACCCACCUUUUCAAGUCCAAUACCCUGGUCAACCAGCCUAUCAACAAAUGGUGCGGAUGGUUCAAGCUCCCCCUCCACCACCGCAUAUGACGUCACCGUAUCAUCAUCACCACGAAUCUUCGGGUCCACAACCACAAGGAAUACAAUACAUGGGUCCACAUCCACACCACCCGCAUGUAACACAACAACAGCCUAGCCAGACACCCUCGCCUGCUAAUCCUAAUCCUCCUCACACCCCUGGAGCUUACAAUCCUCCAGGCACACCACAGCCUGCCUAUCCUCAGCCUCCACCACAAGGCCAUGCCCCAAGCUAUCCAAUAAUGUGUCCAUUAAUUCCUCCUCACAUGAUACCCCCACAGCACAUGCAAUAUUUGCCUCCUCAGCCUCCGCCAGGAACUCAAACUACUAUACCUGUCAUUCUGCCUCACAAUCAGUAGUUUUGCAAAUACACAAACAGAGAAUCGUUAUUCUAAGAAAAAAUGUAAAGUGUUUUAAAUUUUAAGUUACUUUCAUAAUAGCGUUGGAUUUUCGCCUCCUGCUUAGCUGCCAAUGCAAAAAUUAACUUAUCAAAGCCACAGAGUCCUGAUGCGUACGUGCCAUUUGUAUUAUCUGUUAACAUUAUUGUGUUAAAUUUUUUUUUAAUUUCUUCAAUCAGUGUUAAAAUUAAAAUAUAUCAGUAUGCCAGAUCUCGCGUUAGGAGAGAAUAUAUGUUUGUAUCCGUUCCUGCCUGCACAAUUACGCGUAUGUAUUACAGUAUGAGAAAGAACAAAUGGACUUUCAGUAGUAGAGUUAAACACCAGUUGUUUUAGAAUUUGAAAGGUUAAGGAACAGAUGAACCUAUCCACAGAAGUCUUAAACAUGGUCUUUCAUCGGUCAAAUAAGGAAUCUUUAAGGAGUGAAAUAGUUGUUUUUUCUUUCGUUUUUUUUUUUUUUUAAUAUAUAUAUAUAUGUACAAUUUUCAAGCACUCUGUGGUAAUAGAAAACUUGUCUUGCACUUGAAUGACUAGAAACUAAUGCUGUUUUGAAGGUGGCUAAGACAAAUAAGAACAUUUCUGCAAGAGGCCCGUAACGCAUCCCUCUACAUAACAUUGUCAUGCGUAUCAUGUGAGUUGUUGGAUAUUGUAUGGCAAUAAAUUAGUCAUUAUGUCCUAAAUAGAGUUACAUUUUUUAAGAUGUUUUAUGCACGGAUAGACAAGACCGACGUACGUGACUGUAAAAAUAACUUUGUCCGUAAUGGCAGACGCUAAAAUCUAAAAUAGAGGCAAAAUUGGGAGUUUAUAGCCUCGUUAAUAAGCUUAAGUUGCACCAUCAUCAUCUUAGUAGAUCGAGGCUAAUUGAACAAUGAUAUUGACUUGAAAUAAUUAAAAUUCUUUGAAUUUUCUUGAGUAAUGUUUAGAUCGUGUUACAAAAAAAUCUUUGGUAUAUCAAAAACACAACUGCAAUGAGAAUAGACGUACAGUACGGAUAAAAUGAUAACUUUGGAGAAUCUAAUAUAUAUUCACUUGAACUGGAUAUUUUAAAAAAAUUUGUUACAGGGGGGAAGGAGGGAGGCCUUUUAUUUUAAAGUAUCUUCUGGAAAGAUGGUAAACCUAAAUUUUUCAAAUAAGCUAUAUUUUUGUGCUCAUGCUUAGACUCAAAAUACAAUAUUUACUAGAAAUACAACAUGAGAGCAGAGCCUGAAUAAUAGUAAAUUUUGAAAAAUUGCCUAAACCCUCAAAUGAAUCUUCUAUAUUGCAAUAUUGAACAGCUCUGCACAUUGGCGUACACAAAAUGGCUAAGCAAAGAGUUUUUUAAACUCUGUAGUUUGUUACGCUAAUUUUUGUUAUUAAAUACUUUUUAUGAGAAGGACUUUGAAACGACGGGAUAUCCAAUUAUCUCUGGACCCAUUCUUGAGAUGUGUAAUUACAUAAUUUUUCAUGUGAUAUGGCGAGAGAGAGUCUGUCACAAGUGGUACACUGUUGUUACAAUAUUUGAAUUCUUUAACAUAAUUUCACCUUUCGAUGUAUGUCGAAUGUAAUUUGAGAUCACUACUUGGUAUUUAAAAAUGAAAUUCUAGCUGCCAAAGUGUUGAAGAAC
Neodiprion virginianus is the source of this 4850-nucleotide messenger RNA. Its product is annotated as ataxin-2 homolog. The transcript has 9 exons. Gene Ontology annotation, molecular function: RNA binding. Lineage: Eukaryota; Metazoa; Arthropoda; Insecta; Hymenoptera; Diprionidae. The record is from RefSeq and is a predicted model, not a curated record. Bases 584 to 3211 code for a protein of 875 amino acids. Gene Ontology annotation, biological process: cytoplasmic stress granule assembly. Gene Ontology annotation, cellular component: cytoplasmic stress granule.